GAAAGGGCGGGGAAUCCCUUCGUGACGUCAGCGUUGUCCCAGAGCCGCUGAGCAGAGACGAACGCGAGAAAGAAGGGGGCGCUGUGCUCUGGGAGUUGUUCGGCCGGCGCUAGAGCUGGCGGCACCCGGAAAGCCAAGCGAGCAUGGAGGCCGCGGCCGGGCCGGAGCUGCAGGUCGGCUCACUGGUACCGGUCCUGCUGGAGCAGAUGGUGAAUGACACGCUGGUGGUGACGCUGAGCUGCGGGGAGAAGCGAUACAGUGGGAUCCUGCUGGACUGCACCAAGAAAUCUGGGUUGUUCUGUGUGCCGUCUACUCCUUUUUCAAAGCAUGAUGAGCCACCUAUGGAUAUUGCUUCUGUUGGUGUUCUUGAACAUCCACCAGCUGAAACAGCUCUUCAAGAUGUUGGCCAACCUACACCAAGCAACAGUCAAUGCCCCCCUCUCCUUCCACCACCAGGAACCGCUCCUUCUUAUCCUCCUUACUUUGAAGGUGCCCCUUUUCCUACGCCUUUGUGGCUGAGGCACUCCUACAAUCAGUGGGUCCCUCAGCCACCCCCACGGACUAUCAAAAGGACAAAAAGACGAAUGUCAAGGAACCGAGACUCAGGAAGGCUCAUAAUGAGCACCAUUCGGCUAAGGCCUCGGCAAGUUCUUUGUGAAAAAUGCAAAAACACACUAAAUUCAGAAGACACUGAUAAAGAUAAACAGAAUGACUCUAAAAAUAGUAGGAGGCUUAAUGGUGAUGAUAAAGAGAAAAAUAAAUUUCAGCCUAACUGUGAAGACUUAAAGACUAUGAAAGAUAGAAAAGAGGAACAAAUUGCUUCUAAAGACUUAGUGCACAGAAGUCCAGUUAUAAAGAUCUCUUACAGUACUCCACAAGGUAAAGGGGAAGUGGUUAAGAUUCCAUCACGUGUACAUGGCUCAAUUGAGCCUUUUUGUCCAAACCAGACUUUACAAAAUGGAAGCAGGGACCAAGAAAUGCCAAAGGAUUUUGAGAGACAUACACUCAUACGCUUGGUGGAUAAAUCAUCAAGUAACCAGUUAGCUUCCAUUCCAAAGUUAAAGUUACCUAAACCCUCACAUUCCAGUCUAGAGGCACCACCUCCUAAAAUCAGAUUAAAACCACAAAGGGGUAGUGGCGAACAGAGUGUUUCUGUUUAUAAGUCUGAGCUCAUAGAUGGGAUCCAUGAUCUCCAAAACAGCAGAGGAUCUGAAACGGAUUCUUCUUCCUUUUAUAUGGAUGACUCCAGAGAAAGAAGCUUUCAUGAUGUCUCAUUAGGGAGUUCAGGGGAAGAUGAUGACUUUAAGGGGUUUCCGCACACCAGAGAAGGACAUAACCUACAUUUGCUUAGGGGGUAUCGGAAGAGAAAGGCUGAUUCUUCUAGUGCUUCUUUAUGUAGUAAUGACAGUUUGGAGGAAUCCAAAUCCUCUUGUCUGGAACUAAAUGGCAUGGAAUUUUGUGACCUUCUCCCUGGGGAGGACCUCUCUGUGUCGUCUUCCAAAGAUGAACAAAAAACGGUCCCACCUCUCACGGUUAGGCUGCACACUAAAAGCGUUUCGAACUGCAUUACUGUAGAGGGAAAGACCGUUUCAGUGGGGGAUAUAGUAUGGGGAAAAGUUCACGGUUUUCCAUGGUGGCCUGCAAGGAUUCUCAGUAUUAAUGUCAAUCAAAAAGAGGACGGAGAUCCAUCUUGGCAAGAGGCCACAGUUUCAUGGUUUGGUUCUCCAACGGUUUCUAGUUUAUCCGUUUCAAAACUUUCCUCAUUCUCGGAAUUCUUCAAACUGAGGUUUAACCGCAAGAAGAAAGGAGUGUACCGGAAAGCUAUUGCCGAAGCUGCUAAAGCUACUGAUCAUCUGACUCCAGAAAUUAGGGAACUGUUAAUGCAGUGUGAGACGUAGCAUUAGGACCGGUAGCAGAUCAGAACAUAGCUGCUCCUCCUGAAAAAACAUCCUGACAAGUUCCCCCUGGAGACUCUUGCCAUGGUACAUCCUCGAGAGGAAGACGAGGGGCGUCUGUCACCUGACCACCACGUAGGACUCGUCGUACCAAGCUUGACAUAAGGAAUUUGCAUAGACGUCAUCCACAAAAACCAAAACCCUUUCGAUUCCAUUUCCGAUCGAGGAACCCAACAAACGCUCUAUUUAUUACUGAUCUGCUUUUUUAAAAAAAAAACACAUCUUGCUGCUGCUUAGUUUACAGGUAAUAGACUAAAGCUACAAUACAAAACUAAACGUAAGUAUUUAAUCCGAGGUAACGACUGCAAUAGGAUUCUCACCGUAGGUCUCUAACAAGUGCUAAUUAUUGAACUUUACAGAGAAAGAAAUCGUCGGACGCACCUUCGCUUAUUUCCCCGCUCACGGCUGUUUCCUGAGAUCUUUGCCAAAUUUUAUAGUAGAUGCCGUGGUAACCGCGGUUCUUUAACUUGGUUUAUAGUGAUUGUUACUCUGGGCUAUACAAUAAAUUGAAGUUUGUAUUUUC
Xenopus laevis (African clawed frog) is the source of this 2478-nucleotide messenger RNA. It is a transcript of the gene pwwp2b.S, whose product is annotated as PWWP domain containing 2B S homeolog. Gene Ontology annotation, biological process: eye development; neural crest cell migration; head development. The record is from RefSeq and is a predicted model, not a curated record. The coding region runs from base 144 to 1898 and encodes 584 amino acids. Gene Ontology annotation, cellular component: nucleus; nucleoplasm. The transcript has 3 exons. Lineage: Eukaryota; Metazoa; Chordata; Amphibia; Anura; Pipidae.